Molecule: messenger RNA, 477 nt
Organism: Entamoeba dispar SAW760
Lineage: Eukaryota; Evosea; Mastigamoebida; Endamoebidae
Product: glycoprotein FP21 precursor, putative
Exons: 1
Coding region: 1-477 (158 amino acids)
Biological process (GO): SCF-dependent proteasomal ubiquitin-dependent protein catabolic process
Cellular component (GO): cytoplasm; nucleus
Molecular function (GO): cullin family protein binding
Source: RefSeq, a predicted model, not a curated record
AUGGCUGCCCAAAACGUUAUUAUUGAAUCUUGUGAUAAAACAAAUUUCACUGUAACAGAAGAUUGUGCCAAGCAAUCUGUCCUUGUCCAAAAUCUUAUGAAAGAAAGAUCAUCAGCUGAUGAACCAAUUCCAAUUACUAGUGUUUCUAAAGAAAUUAUGGAACACAUUAUUAGAUGGAUGAAUUACCAUAACGAACAUCCACAUAUGUACAAUGAUACUCCAGAAGAUAGAUGUAGACUUUCAAAGCUUCAUCCAUGGGAUAUUCAAUUUUGUGAUGAAUUAGAAAAAGAUACUCUUUUUGGAGUUUUUCAUGGUGCUAUUUUCAUGCAAAUUCCAAUGCUUAUUGAAUCAUGUGCUCGUUGCGUUGCAAAACAUUUAGUUGGAAAAUCACCAGCAGAAAUGAGAGAAUAUUUGAAUGAAGCAGAUGAAUAUACUCCAGAAGAACUUGAAGAACUUAAGAAGAAAUUUGCUCAUUAA